AAUCGCUUGCCUGAUGCCGGCACGAGCGGUCGCGGCAGACAUACUAAACUUUCCACUGUGAUAUAACUGUACACGACUAAACCAAAGUGCUGUGUUAACGAGUUAAAUAGUUAAAUAAUGUCUCGCGCCUCCAUCUUCAAAACUAUCUUUUAAAAAUGACGAAAUACAAACUGAACAAUACAGUGCGGUCUCCCUCCGAGGUGACACUCACUUCAUAUCUCACUUCGGACAGUGCGAGCGUGAAGAAAGAUGACAAGGGCUACCAGAUAUCGGUUCUGAAUAACGACAAUUUGGACUCGGAGUCGAAUAGGAAUUUGGAGACGCCGCGGUGUCAAUUGUGCCCGUCUUGCGAGCUGCCGGGAAAACUGGCGGUUUCGCUCGCGAAACUCGAGUGCGAUAAGUUCGGACUGAACGAACUGAAGGUCGAAGGUUUGAAUAACGUAUGCCUUUGCGAGAAGUUCAAUGGUGGUUGUAAGUUGUGCCCACGUCCGAGCCUGGCUACCACACUAAACCUGAACUUGGACGGAAAGGAACCGUGCUUGGCUUGUCACUCCGGUGCAUGCGGAUCUCCAUACCCCAAUGGCAAUGGCGCUUACCCCUCAUCAUAUUCUGACAAAAAUGCACGAAGUUGGCGAGCGAACUUGGCACGACGGGCGCGGUCUUGCUGCUCCGCCAAGACCUGGCUACGACGCCUGCCCAUCCUCAGCUGGCUGCCCAAGUACACGAUGAGGAAUGGACUCUCCGACCUUAUAGCGGGUGUAACAGUGGGUCUCACAGUCAUACCACAAGCUAUAGCAUACGCUGGGGUGGCGGGUUUACCACCACAGUAUGGCCUCUAUUCCUCGUUCAUGGCGUGCUUCGUGUACACCGUGUUCGGCUCCGUGAAGGACUCUGCGAUUGGUCCCACUGCCAUCGCUGCCAUCUUGACGCGAGAGAACCUUCACGGAUUGGGGCCGGAGUUCGCAGUGCUACUGGCCUUCCUCUCCGGCUGCGUAGAGUUAAUAAUGGGAAUUCUACAACUCGGGUUUCUCAUCGACUUCAUCAGCGGGCCGGUGUCGGUGGGCUUCACGUCUGCGGCGGCUAUCAUCAUUGCUACAACACAGGUCAAGGAUAUCCUCGGCCUCAGCUUCCCUGGCGGGAAGUUCCUGCAGGUGUGGACAGGACUGUACAAGCAUAUAGGCGAGACGCGGCUGUGGGACACCGUGCUGGGCGUCUCCUGCAUAGUAGUCCUACUUCUGCUAAGGAAAGUAAAAGACAUCAAAGUAGGAUUGACAGAGAAAACUGGAGGCGUCAACACAGAAGAUAUGAGUGUAAAGGGCAGCCGAAUCCGCAGCAUCGUCGCGCAAACACUGUGGUUCCUCUCCACCACCAGGAACAUCCUUGUGGUGCUGGUUUGCGCUGGGCUAGCGUACUACUUCGAUACCAAGAAGCAAACACCCUUCGUACUCACUGGCGAGGUAAAACCAGGACUGCCGCAGCUGUCACUGCCUCCGUUCUCGGCCACGGUGGGCAACCACACCUACACCUUCAUGGAGAUGGCCUCCACCCUCGGUUCCGCCAUAUUUGUUGUGCCUUUACUCUCCAUUCUGGAGAAUAUUGCGCUCGCUAAGGUAUUCUCGGAGGGCAAGUACGUGGACGCGACGCAGGAGAUGCUGGCGCUGGGUGUGUGCAACAUAGCCUCGGCGCUGGUGGAGUCGAUGCCGGUGUCCGGUGCACUAUCACGCGGUGCCGUCAACCACGCGUCCGGCGUCGCCUCUCCCGCCGGCGGCCUGUACACCGGCGCGCUGGUGCUGCUCGCGCUGCAGUACUUCACGCCAUAUUUCUUCUACAUUCCGAAAGCUUCGCUGGCGGCGGUAAUCAUUGCGGCCGUCGUGUUCAUGAUGGAAUUGCACGUCUUCAAACCCAUAUGGAGGACUAAAAAGUUGGACAUCAUCCCGGCGGUGGUGACGUUCGCGGCGUGCCUGCUGACGCGGCUGGAGCUGGGCAUCGUGAUCGGCAUCGCCGUCAACCUCGUGUUCCUGUUGUACGCCUCCGCGCGACCCUCCGUGCGCAUCACCAGUGCCGUCUCGGGUGACGGCGUGGAGCAUGUGGUGGCGACGGUGGACCGCGCGCUGGCGUUCCCGUCCGCGGAGUUCGUGCGGCGCGCGCUGCGCAAGGCGGCCGAGCGCCACACGCUGCCGCUCGUGCUCGACGCCUCGCACGUGCAGGCCGCCGACUUCACCGCCGCCAAGGGUAUAAAGUCGCUGAUCGAGGACUUCCACGCGCGUGGGCAGACGAUCAUCUUCUACAACGUGAAGCCGUCACUGGCGGCUGUGCUGAGGGGUGUGCGGCCGCGAGAGUUCCUACACUGCUCGUGCCGCGUGCAGCUGGACCGCCUGCUGCUGGACGCGCACCGCCGCGCGCACAAGCCACCGCUCCCCUGAGAACAUGCCACAUAAGAAGAUAGGAACAGGGAAACCAGAUCUCCGACGCAGUCGGCCGGCGGGUUAACUUCGAGCCAAAAUCUUCUGUGCCUUGAAUUUGCCUAUUGGGAUCAUUCCAUUCUUUAUAGUAUAAAAAUAGUUCAAUAUAUUUAUUUGCAUAGAGAAUUAGAUAUUGUAUUGUAUGAAGGUCGAACCAAUUAGACUGUUUGCGACAAAAUAGACAGUAUUGCUAAGUUGUAUUGUACACAUGUAUUAUAUUUAUACUUCGUAGUAAGUAAUGUAGUUAAUUUGUGAAAAUUAUACCUAAGGACCAAGUUAGUGAAAUUGUAUUGACUGAGAGCAACAAGUUUUGUUUGAAUUGAAUAUAUUAGAUCAAAGAU
Parnassius mnemosyne (clouded apollo) is the source of this 2803-nucleotide messenger RNA. NCBI's taxonomy places the organism in Eukaryota, Metazoa, Arthropoda, Insecta, Lepidoptera, Papilionidae. The record is from the annotation of a GenBank genome assembly.